Messenger RNA from Pediculus humanus corporis (human body louse), 282 nucleotides. RefSeq lists its product as uncharacterized. The record is from RefSeq and is a predicted model, not a curated record. Lineage: Eukaryota; Metazoa; Arthropoda; Insecta; Psocodea; Pediculidae. The coding region runs from base 1 to 282 and encodes 93 amino acids. The transcript is spliced from 3 exons.
AUGGCAAGAGAAAAAACUCCAAAAUUUUUACCGGAAAACAGUUGCAGUAAUGUCGGAGGGAUUUGCAUAGAUAAAAAUGAUUGCGAAUCUGAAAAAAUUAGUACUGCAGGAUCAUGUCCGCAACAAGAAGACAAAGGAGCAGUUUGUUGCCUUGGUUUGUCACGCUCCGAAACAUCUUGUUCUGGUCUCGGUGGCCAAUGCAUGAAGACAUGUUCGGAUAAAUUAAUUAUAACUCAAGCUUUGAAUUGCGAAGGUGAAGAAAAAUGUUGUUCGUUGGUUUAA